CCUUUGUUCAGAAAAGGAAAAGUCUCUUGAAUUCUGCUUUACCGAAAGCCAAAAAUUUUCGGUUUAUUCUUUUGCCAGAAUCCAAAGCCAUUAAUUUUUAGCCCAUAAAAGCCAAUCCUUUAUUAAUCCCUCCACGUUCUUGUAGUCUUUACUAUUCAAUCUUUACGUUGAAUUGUCAAUGGAAUUUCUUACCAAGCUUAAAAUCUGGGCAAAUUCCGUGGCCGGAGCUGACGUCAGCUCCGACGGAGAUUGCUUCACGAAUAGCUCGGAAAAUUCCAACGAUGAAAAAACCGAUGAUGAAGACUCUUUCUUCGAUUUGGUUUUCCAAUCACCUGAUUCCAAUUCGAAGCCUCUGUCCCCAGUAGCUCUUCAGAAGACAGCUCCGAAAUUCAAACCGUUCAUGUUGGGUUCGAAGAAAUCUUCAAUAUGUGACAAAACGGAGAUCAAUAGGGAACAAACAAAGCGUGAUUCGGUAAAUUGCAAAGUGGAUGAAGGUCGGGUUUCUUCCGAUUUUACCAGAGAUAAAAGCUUGAGAAGCAAAUUGCUUCAAGAUAUCUGUGAUGAAUCUUCAAUUAACCCUUCGUCGAAGCAAUCUUUAAAGGAUUGUGUGCCCAAGUAUUUGAAGCUAUUCAAACCUCUUCAUAUUAAGGUUUCAAAAAGGAAGAAUUGGAUUAUGAAUUUCUCGGAUUCUGUAACGCCGACCUCUUCUCCGGCGGCUCCAACGGUUAAUUUAUCUCCGUUUAAGUUUUCCUAUGAGAGCAGAGUGGGCAGUUUUGGGAGCAAUCGUUUGACAAAAAGCCGAUCGACUUCGACGGCGGCGGUGAACCGGAGGGACGAUUCACUGUUGCAGCAGCAUGAUGGAAUACAAGGCGCCAUUCUUCAUUGCAAGAAAAGCUUCGACUCUUCAUACAAAGAAUUUUCGCAGUUGCCAAGAAGUUAUUCUUCGCACGAAAAAUUAAUCCAGCCGCGAAGGAAUUCAUGUGAAGAGCGAAAGAGAUGCAGCAUUUGAAGAUUUUUUUUUUAAAAUUUAAUUUAGACAAAAAAAAUUUAGAAAAAAAAAAUGAUGAGAGAUAUCGCAAGUGCUUAUGAAAUUAUUGUAUCAAAUUCACAGUUUAAGAAGAUAGUAGGAUUUAGUGAAUGAGUGAGUUGGUGAGCAGUGUGAAAGCCCAGUGAGGAAUUUCUUCUGUUUUUCUAUGUAAAGAAAAGUGACUGAUGGUAAAUACGAGUGACUGCAUGUU
Molecule: messenger RNA, 1238 nt
Organism: Olea europaea var. sylvestris
Lineage: Eukaryota; Viridiplantae; Streptophyta; Magnoliopsida; Lamiales; Oleaceae
Product: probable membrane-associated kinase regulator 2
Exons: 2
Coding region: 179-1009 (276 amino acids)
Cellular component (GO): plasma membrane
Source: RefSeq, a predicted model, not a curated record